CAAAAACUCUCUUAUGCCUCAGCACCUCGUGCAAUAAGUAGAUCCCCCAUAAUCCUUUCUCCUCCACCAUGCGUAUACUAUCACUGGCCAGUGCCGCCUCCCUUCUUUCUCUCCUCCCGCACACCGUACACGCCUCCGUGCUCGCUAUAGACUAUGGCACGGACUGGAUGAAGGCGUCGGUGAUGAGCCCUGGCAUCCCGUUCGACGUGCUGCUAAACAAGGACUCCAAACGGAAAAUACAAGCCUCCGUGGGGUGGAAGAAAGACACUCGACUGUUCGGGGGAGAUGCGUUCAAUCUCGCGUCGCGGUUCCCCCUCGACUCGUUCUCUCUGAUAAAACCUCUCCAGGGGGUCCCGUUCGACAGCGCUGCGGUGGCCUUCUAUGAGUCGAUAUCGACGACGGAGGUGCUCAAGACAUCUCGGGGGACCGUCGGGUUCAGGCAGUCGGACGGCAACGAGUGGUCCGUUGAGGAGCUCGUGGGGAUGCAGUUCGCAUACGUGAAGCAACUCGCAGAGACUUUCACGGGGGAUAAAGUCAGCGACGUGAUCGUCACCGUCCCGCCGUACUUCUCGCAGUACCAGCGCGACGCGGUCGUCGACGCCAUCGAGGUCUCGGGUCUGCGCACGCUGGCGCUGAUCAACGACGGCACGGCGGUGGCCGUGAACUACGCUAUGACGCGCACGUUCCCAACCCCCGAAACGCACAUCAUCUACGAUGCCGGCGCUUCCGGGAUCCGUGCUACCCUGGUCACGUUCUCCACCGUCAACAGCACUGCGGGGACGCAGAUCACUGUGGGCGGCGUGGGCUACGAUCUGUCUACUGGCGGAGCAGAGCUCGACCGCCGUCUGCGGGAGAUCCUCAUCGAGACGUUCAACGCCAAGACGAAGAAGGACGUGCGGACCGACAAGCGCGGCAUGGCCAAGCUCUGGAAGGAAGCUGGUCGUGUCAAGUCUAUCUUGAGCGCUAACACCGAGGCCACCUCGACCAUCGAGAGCCUGGCGUGGGACAUCGACUUCAAGACCAAGGUCUCUCGCGCGCAGUUCGAGGAGGCAUGCGAAGAUCUUAAAGGUGUCUUUGCGGUCCCCAUCGCGGACGCGCUAAAGAACGCUGGACUGACUCUGGAAAACAUCACGUCUGUCAUCCUUACUGGCGGCAGCACGAGGACGCCCAUGAUCCAGGCCGCAGUCAAAGCUGCUGUUGGAGAGGACAAGAUUGCGUUGAACGUGAAUGCUGACGAGGCUGCUGUAUUGGGUGCAGCGCUUCAUGGUGCCAGCCUGAGCCGACAGUUCAAGACCAAGAACAUUAAGGUCAACGAUAUCAGCAUCUUCGACGUGCAGGCGUCGUACCUUGCCACUGCCUCGACCCCGCGGACGAUCACUACUGGCAUCUUCCCCGCCGGUUCCAAAGUGGGCACGAAGAAGACGCUGACGUUCAAGCGCAAGGAGGACUUUGUGAUCAACUUCGACUACAAGCACGCUGUCGCUGGGGGUCUCCCGACCCGUUUCCUGGAGGUGGAGCUGAAAGGUGUUUCUGAAGCUAUCGCCAAUCUGACUGAGCUGGGUGCCGUCGAUCCUGUCGUCAAGGCCACUCUGGCAUUGUCUGAGUCUGGAUUUAUCUCUGUGUCGAGCGCCCAUGCGUUCGGAGAGAUCAAAGAUGAUUCGAUCGCUGGCAAGCUCAAAGGCUUCUUUGGCGGUGCAAGUUCAUCCUCUGAAACGGACACGUCCACCGAAGGGAACACGCCUCCGCGCGAUACCUCGACGAGCAGCGCUGCCCCGGCUGAGACGGAGACACCCAAGAAAGUGGUGCCGACAGAACAGACGAUCAGCCUCAACACGAGUGUCGUGUUCCCGAGCAUCCCGCCAAUGACGGUCGAGCGCAAGAAGAACGCGCGUAGUAGACUGCGUGCGAUCGACGUGGACGAGGCUGCCGUUGCGCGCAAGGAGGAGGCCCGGAACACAUUUGAAGGCUAUCUGUAUCGUCUGCGGGAUCUGCUGGAGCCGGACAACAAGGACACGCCUUUCAAGCAGUGUUCGCAGGAGUCGGAGCGUGCCGAGAUCACGCGCCAGCUGGACCUGGCGUUCGAAUGGCUGCAUGAGCAUGGCGAUGUGGCUGAGACGUCACAGCUCCUUGACCAGCGGAUAGCCCUGGAAGCUCUCGAGCGCCCUAUCAUCCACCGAUACAAGGAGAUCGAGGCGUUCCCGCAAGCGCUGAACAGCAGCCAGAUGUGGAACUGGAGCACACGGCUGUUCCUGCUCGACGCGCGGGAGAACCUGACGGCCGAAGCCGAGGCGGGAUUGCCGUCGAAGUGGACGAAAGAUGAGCUGGACGGGCUGGAGAAGACACUGAAGGAGCACGAGGCGUGGCUCGGGGAGUGGGUCGAGAAGCAGCGCGAAGUCAAGUCGUACGAGGACCCUGUGAUCGAGACGACGGAGAUGAAGGCGCGGGCCAAGGUGCUGGAGACCGCCCUGCAAAAGUUGUACAAGCGCAAAGCACCGAAGAUCCCGAAGAAGACGACGAUCAACACCACUUUUACUGCAAGCGAGACGGAGAGUGCGAGCGCCGCAGAAGAGCCGACGGCAGCGGUGCCACCGGCAGAGGAGACACCUAUAGUAGAGCCACCUGCUCAAGAUGAGCAGAUACCAUUAUCCCACGACGAGCUGUAAUCUGGAUAAGAAGUAUCCCCAUUAUUGUCCUGCUCCCAUAUCGAAAGGAGGCGGUUUUUGUCGACAACGAGUCGGGCAGCCUGGCCUUGUCAAUAUCCACAAUGCUCA
This is a messenger RNA of Mycena citricolor, 2771 nucleotides long. The record is from the annotation of a GenBank genome assembly. Lineage: Eukaryota; Fungi; Basidiomycota; Agaricomycetes; Agaricales; Mycenaceae.